Messenger RNA from Epinephelus fuscoguttatus (brown-marbled grouper), 8354 nucleotides. RefSeq names its product G protein-coupled receptor kinase 6 (gene grk6). Gene Ontology annotation, molecular function: ATP binding; G protein-coupled receptor kinase activity. NCBI's taxonomy places the organism in Eukaryota, Metazoa, Chordata, Actinopteri, Perciformes, Serranidae. Gene Ontology annotation, cellular component: cytoplasm; plasma membrane. Gene Ontology annotation, biological process: regulation of signal transduction; protein phosphorylation; signal transduction. The record is from RefSeq and is a predicted model, not a curated record. The transcript has 16 exons. Bases 197 to 1924 code for a protein of 575 amino acids.
ACUGUCUGUCACCGGACAGGACUGUGCGAAAGCAGAAACGGAGGGUUGAAUUUUUCCUCCUUGGCUGGGCGGUGGGAGGAGGUGGUGGACGGUGUGUAGGGAGGAUCAACUGUGAUUGAAACCGCCGGAGGGACCAGGAGCUCCGUCUGCUGCUGCUGCUGCUGCUGCUGCUGCUGUGAGCCCAGACAGCAUCAACAUGGAGCUGGAGAAUAUCGUGGCCAACACGGUGCUGCUGAAAGCACGGGAAGGAGGCGGUGGGAACAGAAAAGGAAAAAGCAAGAAAUGGAAGCAGCUGCUGCAGUUCCCCCACAUAAGUUUGUGUGAAGAGCUGCGACAAACCAUUGAAAAGGACUACAGCAGCCUCUGUGAGCGGCAGCCCAUCGGACGGUUACUGUUCAGACAGUUCUGUGAGACUCGACCCGAGCUGAGACGCUGUGUUAAGUUCCUGGAUGCUGUGGCGGAGUACGAAGUGACUCCAGAUGAGAAGAGGAAGGAGUGCGGUCAGGAACUCAUCGACACAUACUUCAAUCCAAAGUCAGAGGACCAUGUGCCUGAGGUGGAGGAGGCCAUGAUGGCUCAGUGCACCGAGAGGCUGCAGGAGGAGGCCUGCAAAGAGCUCUUCAAGGACUGUACCAAAUUGAUCCACGACUACCUGAGCGUGGCGCCCUUCGCAGACUACCUCGACAGCAUGUACUACAACAGGUUCCUCCAGUGGAAAUGGCUUGAGAGCCAACCAGUGACGAAAAAUACAUUCCGACAGUACAGAGUUUUAGGGAAAGGAGGCUUUGGGGAGGUGUGUGCGUGUCAGGUACGGGCCACAGGGAAAAUGUACGCCUGUAAGAAACUGGAGAAGAAGCGGAUAAAGAAGAGGAAAGGAGAGUCCAUGGCGCUCAAUGAGAAACAGAUCCUGGAGAAAGUCAACAGCAGAUUUGUAGUGAGUUUAGCGUACGCCUACGAGACGAAGGACGCUCUGUGCCUUGUGCUGACCCUCAUGAACGGCGGAGACCUGAAGUUCCACAUCUAUCACAUGGGCGAUGCGGGUUUCGACGAGAAGAGAGCCGUGUUCUACUCUGCAGAGAUCUGCUGCGGGCUGGAGGACCUGCACCGAGAACGCAUCGUCUACAGAGACCUAAAACCAGAGAACAUCCUGCUGGACGACCACGGCCACAUCAGGAUAUCAGACCUGGGUUUAGCAGUUCAUGUGCCAGAGGGACAGAGCAUCAAGGGACGGGUGGGAACAGUAGGAUACAUGGCUCCGGAGGUGGUGAAAAACGAGCGCUACACCUUCAGCCCCGACUGGUGGGCGCUGGGCUGCUUGCUGUACGAGAUGAUCGAGGGCCAGUCUCCCUUCCAGCAGAGGAAGAAGAAGAUCAAGAGGGAGGAGGUGGAGCGGCUGGUGAGGGAGGUGGAGGAGGAAUAUUCAAGCAAGUUCUCCGAGGACGCCAAGUCCCUCUGUAAAAUGUUUCUGGCCAAAGAUCCUGCAGAGAGGUUGGGCUGCCAGGGAGGUGGAGCCUCUGAGGUCAAAGCCCAUCCCAUCUUCCGUUCCAUUAACUUCAAACGCCUUGAGGCUGGCAUGCUGCCGGCGCCCUUCAUUCCUGAUCCACAGGCCAUCUACUGUAAAGACGUGCUGGACAUCGAGCAGUUCUCCACAGUGAAAGGAGUGGAGCUGGAGCCGAAAGACGAGUCUUUCUACAGCAAAGUGUCCACAGGCAGCGUCUCCAUUCCCUGGCAGAAUGAGAUGAUCGAGACCGAGUGCUUUGCAGAGCUGAAUAUUUUCCACCAGGACGGGACGGUUCCUCCUGACCUGGACUGGAGAGGACAGCCGUCUCCACCACCCAAACAGGGACUCCUGCAGCGGCUGUUUGGACGGCAGGAAUGCUGUGGUAACUGCAGUGACAGUGAUGAGGAACCCACCAGGCUGUGACACACACACACACACACACACACACACACACACACACACACACACGAUCUCAUUUGUUUACAACUUUUGCACAUUUGUAUUUUUAAGAUAGUACUAUCUCUAAAUGUCAGAAUGUAUAUUUUCAGCAUAGCCAUAAUGUUUUAAUGUUAUUUAAAAAGUUGUGAAAUGUCGUCUGUCGACACGUUCCAAACGAGGAGACGGAACUUACAGAAGAUGAACAUUUGUUUCUUUCAUUUGCUUUUGUUUAUUUUGUUUUGUUUGUUUUUUUUGUCAUUUUGCUUUCACACACAUCCACUUAACACACGUCCAUGUAACUGAUGUGGGAGCUGCUGCCGACCGCUGAGCAGCUCCACUGGAACAAUCACCUGCUGUAAAAGUGCCUUGCUGGAGGACACUGUGACAGUGGUUACUAAGGGAGGACUGAACAUUCCUCGAUCUCUUUACUUUUCCCCUACUUUGUCCAGGGAAUCAAACCAGUGACUUUCAGCUCAUGAACUGUGACCACUUUUCCUCUCUUGCUCUAUAUUCUGCUGUGACCAACCUCUUUCUUUUAAAAGUGUGAUUUUAAUUUUGCUGUAGGACAUUAUGGUUUUAAAGGGUGAUGCCAGAACCAUGAAGUUGUCUACAUCUGCAGAUUUUAUUAAUAGUAUUAUUAUUUUUGUUUAAUUUUUGGAUUAUGGAUUUCUUGAGACAAUCGACUCGUUGUGUCAGUGCGGCUCCAGUUACUCUUGUCAGCUCUGUAAAGAUUGUGUUAUUUUAGAUUAAACUGUUGUGUGGUCACAUUUUACGGAUACUUUACUGUCAGAUUAUGCUGACAGUUAUAAGUUGCUUUUACUAACAUGCUUGUGGCUUUUCGUCAGCUCCAAAAACUUUACCAUGAUAAAAAAAACAAAAAACAAAAAAACAAACAAACAAAAAAAAAACAUCCCAUUUCUGGUCCGCAGUAAACAGCUCACACAUUAUGUUAACGCCGCAGUUCUUUAACUGGAAUAGACCAAAUCACAAUGUUUGUUGACGAUAACCCCAGUGUCAGGCACAUAAAGUCAAACACCGCUUAGCAAACGCUGCCUCACUUGGUUAGUUUUUAGCCACUUAAGAGAAGAUCCAACUAAAAAAUUCAAUAUCAGUUGAAGUAUACGGUAUGUUAAGAAUACUUUCACCACUUUAUGUUACAUCAUACAGCCCUUUCUGACGGGGAACUGAAGCUGUUAUCUCAAAGCCACCAGACACCAUUCAUAAAAACAGUCAUUUUAGAACAAGGAAGUUUCUGCUCCACUGCUUCCUCUAUCAGUAGUUAGUGUGCAAGGUAAAGCAGUGAAAAUAUUCCAAAUAUAGAGUGCACUUAAUGUUGAUUUUUUUUUUCCUGGUGGGUCUUUUGAGGUGGCUAAAUUAUGUUUUGCUGGGGCUCCUGUCCACAGUGUGCUUGCUUAGCUGGUAGACUUGGUUAAUCAAAGAUGACAGCAAAGCAGCAAAGUACAUAAAAUUAGCACAGCAGAAAUGUCAUAGAGGUCGGACCACUUGGUUUGAAUAUGUAUCUUUAAGUGUUACAGUUAUGGCUGAAUAUCUACUCUAUUCAAAACAAUACAGUGGCCUCCACAGAAGCGUUUGUGUGACAUCACAGUGAUUCGGUCCAUAAAAGCGGUUCUAGUACUCCGAACCAGCAGCCUGCAACACACACACACACACACACACACACACACACACUUGGCAAAAAUAUGACAAUAUUUGUCUUAAAGGGCCGGUGUGUAAAAUGGGUUGAAAACAUUGACAUGUAGCGUUUAGAUUCUAGAUUGCAGCGCUCACUCGCUUGCCUGUGCUCACCCCUCCCGUCGGCUGAAUUGCUUCUUAUUUUAUUAAUCAGUCUACAAAACAACGCGUUUCGCCCAUGGCUUCAUCAGGUUUGUUACACAGUCAACAGCACAGGUGAUUUGAAAUAGGCUGCAGCUGUACUGAAUCCAAUCAGCAGGGUACACAGGAGUAACGUUACUGCUAUCCUAUUGUCUGUUAUGCCUUUGACAUAAGACUAAAAUUUUCACAAGUGUUUUACAGUAAUUGCUCUACCUGGAGAUGAUGUAACGUUACAAACUCUCCUCCUCACUCCCUACUUGUCGAGUCCGACACGUAACGCUAUUAUACUACGUGCUGACAAAUAGUAGCAUUUAUUUUAGUAGUUUACCUGUCCAAUAGGAAACAUGCCACUUCAGCAUCGGAUUGAAGCCCUUUGUCCUUCAUGAACCCCCUCCAUCGCUGAAAAACAUCACAGGUGUUUAUUCUUUGCCGCCGCUUGUCCCGUUUUCUUUGCCCCUCUUUGCGUCUUCUUUUCCUCGCAGAUGACGGUUCGGGUUCAUUCUCUCCUGUUGCGUGGUAAGUGUGGUCCAUUCGCAAACUUUAUAACUAAAAAAACUUUUCGCUACUCUCUAUCGACGAACUACUAACACUCUCUGCUGUUUCCUCCUCCUUCUUCCUUCCUUCCGCUGUCUUCGUUGGUUCAUUUAUACACGUGAAACGCGUUCUCUGGCUGGCUGGAUUGUCCGCUCAGUCUGCCGUACAUACAUGGCGGCGCAAGAUGGAAACCUCUCUAAAGCAAGGCCCUUGCUAUAUAUAUAUAAAAGCAUAAUUAUAGGGCUACGAAAACCAAAUGAAUUUUAUUUUAUAGCGAUUAUACACUUGUAUAAACAUAUUAAUGGGUAAAAUAUUCAGAUUCAGAUUUGACAAUAAACCAUGCCAAAUAUUACACACUGGCCCUUUAAAUGGUCCCUAUGUCCAAACAAAUUCUUCGAAAGGUUUCUAAAAAACGAUCAAGAAGUCAAAGUUAUGAGACAGUUUCUUGAGUGUAGUUAGUUUUGUUAAGUAAAAAAGCAGUUUUUGAUGAUUUUUUUCUGAGGAAUUUUAUUGAAAGAACUGCUUCAUUUAAACUCAAAGAACCAUCCAUUCAUUUUUUUCAGUAUUGUUGGAAGCUUUAUGCUUUAUUCCGUCUAUAUAUUUUCUGUAGCAUUUCAAGUCUUUGCGUGUUCAGUUGACCUGCAAAACUUGUGACUGAAAUCCCUCAAGUGUCAGAGCAUUUAGUGGCAACUUGUGGUUAUAUACGUUUACUUAUUACAGUUUGUAAGUGAAUCACACAGGUUUGUUUUACCACUUGUCUCUCAGGGUUUCUUUAGGAUUUAUUCCUUUUUGCGAUUUUAUCCCCUGCCCUUCCUCGUCUUUUUUUUUUUUGUUUCCACUUUACUUCAUACGUGUGGCAGUAACAAUGCAAGAAUAAAAGUCCAAAGUUUUGCCCGUCCAGAUUUGUCACAUGCCGCAUCCUGAGCUGAUCACAUGACUAAAGUCACACUGAAGCGACGACAAGAGUAACUGAAGCUUUUGGGUCAAAUCCUGAGACUGAAGCAGGUGUGUUCAUCACCGCAGUGAAAUGCCUCAGCUGGUACUGUUGCAGUCAACAGCUUCCUCAAAGAAUAUGGCCUCUGAGUUUAAGCUAUUAAAAUGAAAUACCUCUGAAUGUACAAACGGCUGUCAUGUUAUUUCUGACAUCUGAGAAGACCAGACACCAAGUUUUUUUCCUUCUGUUAAAUAUGAUAUUGAAUCACACAAACAUGAAUUCCUAAAUGUGUGGGAUUCACCUUUGGUUGUUCUACAUGUCCGUCCUCUCUGUGUCCUCCAAAAUGAACCAAAAUUGAAGUUCAGGCUUCAUUUAUCAAAGCUGAAGCAAACAGUGAGGUUGUAUUAUGAGUUAUAAAUGAUGGCAAACAUCAUUUUAAAGGGUCACUUCACCCAAUUUAUAAAGAAACAACAUGUUUUCCCAGUUGCCUCAAGUGGUGUCCAGCCAUGCAGAUAGUUUUUUUAUUAGCUCAGGUUUUGAAAUAUAGACAAGUGUGACAACUGUUCUUCCUCUGUUUUUUUUAUCCUGGAUCUUAUUUAAGUGUGAACAUGUGAUAGCUCAGUAUUCCAGCAUACAUUUUUAUCGACCAAAAGGACUCUCAAAACUCGCCAAAUGAAACCAGAACUGUUUGCCUGGCUGGAUGCUGCUACAUGGCAGAUGAGAAAAGUACAAUUUGGUGUAAUUUGAGUGAACUUACCCUUUAAUAAAGUCCAGGGCCGCAACGUACGAUUGUUUUCAUCUGCUGAUUAUUUCCAAUUGUAAUGGCGUAUAAAUGAAAUUAUAAUUUUUCACAGCCAAAAUAGUCCAGAAUCUAAAAAUAGAUAGUAUACUUACUUGUGUGAUAAAGAAAAGCGUCAAAUAGUUGCCAAUUAACUUUCUGUCGAUCAACCUAUCAAGAUUUUGUUACGGCUCUAAUACUGUGUGUUGAAAAACAGGUUAAAGGGAAAUUUCGGUUUAUUUCAACCUGUCUCCUAUGGUCCUAAAUUUGUUUCAAGUGACUAGUGACAUAAAAAUAAUAGUUAGCAUGUUAGCCGUUAGCCUAGAUACAGCCGGGGCGCAUAGUAGCGUCAGACCUGUUAAAACGUAAGUGAACGGGCAACCUUCAAGUGCAAAGUUAGUCCACUAAACAAGCUUUUUUUCCACAAAGACCGCCUCAUAUCGUUAGGAUAAAUGUCAGAGAACAUAUAGAAAACCACAUGUAAACGUGUUGUCUUACCUUACCAGUGUGCUGCCAUGUUUGUUUACCAUUUAGCUCUGCUUUCCAAAGCACAGCCAAAAUAUCGCGAGAACAAGCAGCGAUCUCAUACCGUGCCUGAAAUCUCGCGAGAACAAGCAGCAACAGCUGGAAGGCAGAACCGGACAGUAGCCUGAAAAGUUCAUUCAUUUAUUUUAUGAAAGAUUUAUAGAACAAUGGCUGACUUUUUGCCAGACUUCGACUUUGUGGAGGAGGAAUUUGAUUUUGCAGAGUUUGAUGGCCGCCCUUAUUUAUUUGAGCCAGAAUACACUGACGAAGAGCUUCGUGAAAUUGAAGAACGGAGGAGGAGAGAGAGAGGCGCAACAGGUAGAGGACGAGAGAGGAGGAAUGGCUGCUGCAAGGCUGCGUAGCUCUGGAGAUUGGUGGUGUACCUGUGAAUGCUGUGCCCCAGUGCCCACAGAAGAGGAAUGCCUCUGUUGCAAGGAAUGGGACCGGUUGCAGCCUUAUUUUCAAGGUCUGGAUGUGACCGAGGACGAGACACCUCCACCUGGAGUAGUAUCCAGCUGGGCUUUAUCUAGAGCUCGCCAGAUAUAUUUCGGCCGCGCUUUGGAAAGCAGAGGUAGAUGGUAAACAAACAUGGCAGCACACCGGUAAGGUAAGACAACACGUUUACAUGUCGUUUUCUACAUGUUCUCUGACAUUUAUCCUAACGAUAUGAGGCGGUCUUUGUGGAAAAAAAGCUUGUUUAGUGGACUAACUUUGCACUUGAAGGUUGCCCGUUCACUUACGUUUUAACAGGUCUGACGCUACUAUGCGCCCCGGCUGUAUCUAGGCUAACGGCUAACAUGCUAACUAUUAUUUUUAUGUCACUAGUCACUUGAAACAAAUUUAGGACGAUAGGAGACAGGUUGAAAUAAACCGAAAUUUCCCUUUAAGUAAAUCCACCAUCUGUCUCAUUUUUAUGAAUUUUGGUGACAAAAUGGGUCUUUUGAUGAGCGUGUGAGGAGACUAUGUUCAAGUUUCUUUGUAUUAAUCAGACUGAAAACCUCCUGCUGUCUGCCUUUUGUUUAGCCACAAAGCUCUUGAUGAGUUUUUUUUCUUUAUUGAAGCACUUAACCAGUUAGUUAAAACCAGUUGUCCAUAGAAGAUCAAAGAUGACAAUGUCCUUCCCAUCCAAGGUGCCUUUUGGUGUUUGAAGGUACUCCUCCAGCCUGUAGUCGCCUCUUUUUAUACAUGCUGUAUGUGUCUGUACAUGUGAAGCCUGCUGCUGCGUCAGCGCCAGUUCAUUUCCUGUCUGUGGUACCUCGCGUGUUCGUCCUCAGAACCAUCACUCUGGAGUCUCUUUGUGGAAACGAGGAUGAUGAGACUGAAAGAAUCCCUGCACUUACUGUACAGACUGCCGUCGACUCUGCCCUCCCUGACCUCUGAACUCUGGAGUCUGCAGUGAUUUUAUAAAAGACUGAGAGGUCAAAGGGGAACGUUGGGAGUCAGAAGAGCUUGAUAACAUCCUCCAUGGACGUUUAAAUCAGGACUCAACUGCUGUGCUGUGUCACUCUGCUGUCAGAUAACCUCUGUCCUUUAUGUUUCCUUUGUGUUAAGGAUGCACUGUAAUCUGCCUUAAAGGAUAAUUCCACUUUAUUACAACUUGGGUCUUAUUUUUGUAGUUUUGUUCAUCAUUCUUAUCAGUAACAUUAACAUUGUAUUUACAAAGUCCAUUGCUAUACUAAAUGAUAUAUUUAUCAUGCCAUGUGUUUUAAUCAAGAUGAGGGAGGCUGUGGCUGCCUCUGAACGAGGAGCUAGUGAUAAUAUUGUCAAAUAAGCCUAAAAUGUUUUUGUAUAAACGCUCCAAAUGUUUCCAA